Molecule: messenger RNA, 4188 nt
Organism: Triticum aestivum (bread wheat)
Lineage: Eukaryota; Viridiplantae; Streptophyta; Magnoliopsida; Poales; Poaceae
Exons: 5
Coding region: 1015-4188 (1057 amino acids)
Molecular function (GO): protein binding
Source: RefSeq, a predicted model, not a curated record
CCUGCCACCAAAAUGUUUGACACUGUUCUUCAAAUCCCUGCGUCUUUCUAAUAGCGAGAAGCAUCCCUUCAGUUUCAACUCUUGUUGGUGUUUUCACUCGUUUUUCUGGUUUCACAUCCUGUUUAGGAUUACUAGUUUUCUAGUCAUCAUUACAAAAAGAAAAACAAUUUUUUUGGGUCUGUUUCCCUACUGAUUCUUGUCUACACAGAAAACAGUAUUUGUUCAUUGUGAUCAAUGAAAUAAAUAACAAAAUGUGCAUAUUAAACUUUUAAUACCUUUUCUAUUCAUCACUAUUAAAAUAAUACAAAAAUAUCUCGGUGUUUACCUGUUGAUGGCUGCCCUUUGACAUAUACAAAAUAGCCUUUGUUUUAGUGACCAAUACAAAAAAGAGUAGAUUGCAUGCUUCAGCUCCACUUUGCCGUUGCUCUUGACAUCAAGACAAUCCCUUUUCUGGUGAUAAAUAAUAAAAAAAUUCCGUUUGUGUUUCACUUCACUGCUGUUCUUUUAUCUGGCUUUGUGACUUGGUUGUUGUGUUCUUGUCAUAUCUAAACUUAAUUUCCUUUUCCACUAAUCAAUAGUAAAAACAAAAAUAAAAUAAAACAAGAAACAUUGGCUUCUCCCUUUGUUGUUUCAUGUUUGUAACUUGCUUGCUUUUCUAGUUACCAGAUCCACCAAAAAGACCACCCAAGAUCAUUUACUUCUCCCACCACAGAGAUUUUUCAAGUAAAUCUUGUUGAUCAGAUCGAUCAUCUCUUGACAUUCAUAUUACAGACAUAUUGUGCUACAUUCUACCACAAGUGUUAUCACAGGACCAUACAAGGAAGUUAAUGUGCAGCUGUCCAGCCAAAUCAAAGGGAAUUAAUACUUAUUUGGCAGCCUUCAUCUUAACAGUUAUUUCUUGGUGAUCUAAGAUCAUGUUUGCGCUAUUCACAAUCUAAAGCUUCUCGGAAGGCCAGAGCUGAGAGGUUUAUUCUGUCCAAACUAUACAGUUUGGUAUAGUAGUGAACAUAAGUUAUGGCAUCAUCCUCAUGGAGAUAUUGGACUGAUCAUGACCGGAAAAAAUGGCGGGAUGCCCUCACAGAUAAAGAUUUUUGGCUGUAUGGAUACGAAGGCACGGUGGAAUAUUAUAACUCCUUAGUCAUUCUUGCCAUAUCCCCCGCGGGUAAAGGCUUGACCUGGAACGUAGGUGUGGGGCCCAAGGCAUCAUUUACACAGGCCAUAACGAACCACAUCUUUUCUGUGAGAAACUGUAUGUAUGGUGGGUAUAAACACAUGAUAAAAGUGGAUCUGAAUCCGACACCCACAUCCGAUGAAGCCCUAGGAGGUGGCAUCACGAGCAUCAAGUACAAGAUUGCUGUCGCUGCGGCAAAGGAGCUCGGGCUCCUCGACCAAGAAUACAACAGGCUCGAAGAAAGGAAUGAAGAGCUACUGUACUACUCCUAUGGCGACUUUGACCAGGAUACCUCUCGAGAAUUGGAAAGUUAUGUGAAGAACAAAAUUGUUCCUCGGAUCAUCAAGCAGUUGUCAACAGAGAAGUAUUUUCUAAUGGUCGAGAACCUCCAGUUGCCCAUUGAGCUUGGUAGUUUCACAUUGGAUGUUGGGCUUCCACCGCCCACUUGGGCAGAUUCUUGUUGGUUCAUCUCAACCACUUCUCAUGAUGCCUACAACGAGAGCAAGUCAAAAGAUGAUAUACUUAUCUCCAUUAACGAAGAUGACUUUGUAAUGGUACUUAUCAUAUACUCAAUGCUUCAUUCAGCCUAUGACAUACUCAACAAGACUCAUCAAGAACAUGAGGAUUGGUUUGACAUUGCCCUCAAUUGCUUCCACUAUGCCAUAACAGUAUUUGCGCAAUAUUCACCGUGGAUUUUUACCUCGGAUGAGCUCAUUCACCACUGGACCGCCCUAGGUAUCCUGCCUGGUUUCACCAUCAAGGAAGAAGAAGAAAUUGGGACCUACAUAAGCAAGUGUGCCUAUAUGGAGCAAGUUGGGACGGUCAUCCUUGAAGUUUUUGAGAAAUACUCUUUGUUGCAGCUACCAUUUUCUCAUGCAAAUGAAGCUUAUGAAGCCACCAGUACCAGCGCACAGUUCUUAGCAUACCAUGGCCUCGUUGCAAAAGGCAUCACAGUUGAUGAACUCUUGGAAAACAAGAAGAAAUGGAUUUCAUUCGUUGGUGACCAUGGAUGGCAUGUAAGCCUGGAAUGGUUGAACCCAGAGGAAACAAAGGGGACACAUGCACUUAUUCUAAGAGGCUGCCAUACAUCGCCCAUUCUUUCCAAGCUGGACAAUUUCUUGUCCGAACUUCCGUUUCUUCGUGUUCUUGAUCUCUCAUAUACUCCAACAAAAACACUCCCUUCUUCCAUCGGUUGCCUACUGAACCUUCGGCUACUUGCACUUAGAGGCUGCCAUGAUCUCAAAAGCCUUUCCAGUUCAUCCGCAACAAGUGCCACAGACUCACCAACAAAUAUAAGCUCAUCAUCACCAUUGUCCACUCUAUACCAACUUGAAAUUCUUGAUAUGAAUGGAGCUCCUUUUUCUCAUCUGACACAAGAUAUGGCCAGCCAAAUGAGCAAUUUGAUAUACCUUGACAUGUCCUAUUCAUUAAUCACUACUUUUCCUCCCAAUUUUUUCAAGGAUGUGUCUAAUCUCGAAGAGCUUAUUCUUGUCAGCUGCUCCAACCUUGUGGAGCUACCUCCUUCCAUGGCUCUGUUAUCCACCUUAACAACCCUUGAGAUUAGUGGGAGUCAAAUAAAAUACUUCCCACAAAAGAUGUUUGAAGAAAUGUUGAAGCUACAUUCGAUCAAGCUCAUUGACAACAAGGAAUUGAUUUCACUUACAGGACCAAUAUCGAGUGACCAAGGAAUCAAAUUGGAAGGGCAAACUAACCUUGUAUCCUUCGUUUUGAUAGGCGCAUCUCACAUAAGGUGCUUGUCUUUACGUGGAUGUAGAAAACUUGAGUCUAUUGAGAUCAAGGAUCUUGGAGCUUUGGAGGAAAUUGAUUUGCCUUGUACAGCUAUCAUGGAGUUUCCUGUAGAUAUCAUUAAUUCCACCCAGCUUAGGCGAUUGCUCCUGCAGGGUGUUCCUUCUCUGAGGAGAUUUCCGUGGCAUAAGCUAGAGCGACUCCCAGAUGUGUUUUACUUGGAUCAGUGCACAGAAGGAGAUGGUAAUUACUCUGAUGAAAUUUGCCAAGUGUGUGUUAGUGACCCCAGUUUCUUCCUUAGCUUUCGUGAUUCUGUCGUGGACUUAGUGGAAGAUGGAUGGUUUUUUCAAUCAUUCUAUGUUAGAGUCGCACCAUGCAAUUCACAUAGCAGACAACAACAAGAUGAAGAAGACAUGCUAGAUAGCAAGUUGCAGCUGUUUGUGCAGAAUCAAUCGACAUAUGUUGAUGCAUAUAGCAGUUGCUAUGCAGAGGAAAUCAGAAUUGAGUCGCCAGUUACAGUCCCGUUUCACCGAACCGAGCGCCAUGUAGAGAUCACAGGGAUGAAAGACCCAACUAUUGGUUUAUGUGAUCUUCUGAAUGUCACCACAUCAAUAUCAGUGACAUGUGAUACUUCUAUGGAAUAUUUUUCUGACUUGAGCGGUCAUGGUGAGUCAGAAGAAUGUGAGCUUCGUUGGUGCCAUAAUAUGAAAGGAGUUUUCAGAUUUUGGACUUCUGCGGAAAAUCUGCGGAAUAUGCAUAUCUAUAACAUGAAAAGUCUUGUUAGCUUCUGCUCGCAACAUGAGGCGGACUUCAAAUUACUAGCACACCUGCACUUGGAGGACUGCCCAAGAUUAGAGUACAUGGUGACACACGCAACAACACUACCAUGUCUCAAGAUACUUGCCAUCUUGUUUUGCUACAAUAUGAAGACAAUUUUCACCAGCAAUGAUAUGAAAGAUGAUACUUAUCAACUCCCAAGCCUACAAAAGAUACGUCUCCAGGAGUUGCCAUUGCUCCAAAACUUCCACAGUAAUGAUGUCACCAUUACAGCGCCGGUGUGGAAGGAGCUCCAGCUCCGGGGGUGCUGGAGUCUUCGACGCCUCCCGCGCCUACAAGGUCAACCAAAGAUGGUGAAGGUGAACGGUGAGAGGAGCUGGUGGGGAAAGCUCCAGUGGGGUUCACUGUUGCACCGUGACAACUACGAGCCCAAGCUUCCUCCGAAGUUGGCCUCCUUCAACAAGCGUGCUGAGAUGAGCAGCUACCUCAGAUGA